CCUCUCACAGAGGACGGCGCCUGGGGGGCGUGGUCGGAGGCCGCGCCCUGCUCGGUGACGUGCGGGCUGGGCGUGGUCACGCUGCGGCGCGCCUGCGACGCCCCGCCCCCUCGGCACGGCGGCCGCGGUUGCCAGGGCAACAGCACCCGGCGGGAGCUCUGCGGGCCCCACGGGGCGUGUCCCGAGGUGCAGCACUGGGGGCCAUGGGGCGCGUGGACCCCCUGCGAGCAGCGGCCAUGGGGUGACAUGAGCUGCCAGCCUAUGGUGGGGCGGCAGCGGCGGACGCGGCAAUGUGUGGGGCUGAGAGCCGGGGGCCCCCCCUGCCCCAUAGAAGACGGGGUCAGCACCAUCCAGCUCCGGGCCUGCUACAACGUCCAGCACUGCCUGCUGCCCGGGAACUGGUCAGACUGGAGCCCAUGGAGCCUCUGCACCCCCCCAUGUGGGGCCAGCCCCACACGGACGCGCAGCCGGGAAUGCCUGCCCACCUUCCCCUCCUAUCCGCCGACCGUGACCUCGCUGGGCUCCCCCACCCCCAUCAACGUCACCUUUUGGGGGGCUCCGCGGCCGCGCUGCCCCCCCCUGGCCGGGCAGCACCUGCGGGUGGAGGAGGGGCGGCCCU
This is a messenger RNA of Neopsephotus bourkii (Bourke's parrot), 619 nucleotides long. RefSeq names its product complement factor properdin (gene CFP). NCBI's taxonomy places the organism in Eukaryota, Metazoa, Chordata, Aves, Psittaciformes, Psittacidae. The transcript is spliced from 4 exons. The record is from RefSeq and is a predicted model, not a curated record. The annotation marks the transcript as partial.